Messenger RNA from Zygotorulaspora mrakii, 3912 nucleotides. RefSeq lists its product as uncharacterized. The record is from RefSeq and is a predicted model, not a curated record. Bases 1 to 3912 code for a protein of 1303 amino acids. The transcript has a single exon. NCBI's taxonomy places the organism in Eukaryota, Fungi, Ascomycota, Saccharomycetes, Saccharomycetales, Saccharomycetaceae.
AUGCGACGCAUAGCUUCAGGAUCGUCAUAUUCUACUUCUGAGAGUUUGCUAACGGUGCCCACUGUGUUGCAGGCAUACGGUACCACAGUAAGCUCUUCAGAAUUGUAUCUGUAUACAUUAAGGCUGCUGGUGCUGGAAUAUAUCAAUGAGCCAAGAUUUCAAGAAAAAUAUGUCAGAGAAACAGUACCCGCAACAUCAGUAAAAGAGGUUUCAAAGAGUGAAAGGCGUAGCAGGCGUGUUUCGUGGUUUUCCAGUGGCACCGCCCCUGUUAAAGGUCCAACUGAGGUCGAAAUUCUACAGAAUAUCCUUCCUAAACUGGAAAAAUACCUAAGCAAAGUUGCAGUCGGGAAAGUUAAGCUAUUGAAUGACAAGCUUCGAAGAAGUUAUUUGAAAUUUUAUAAUGACGUGUUUUUAAAUCCUACAAUGACGCAAACCCUGAAGUCUAUGCAAAGAUUUGAAGAGCUUAUAGUGCAUUUUACAAAGGCGGCCAACGGUGAACUGAACAAGUUGAUUGUUGAUAACAUCCAAAAAGAAUUAUACACGGAAAUUUCGUGUUUCAUCAAUAUAUUGAUAGAAUUAGGUUCAGCCAGUAUCACAGGAAGCUUGAAAAUCAAACUAGAGCAAUAUAAGGAUUCUGUUAAGCCUAGAAAAACAUCGCUGAAAAAGAUAACCUCAGAACUCUCUAUAGAGCCGUCCAAAUUAGAAAAUACCGUAAACGUAACCCUUAGACCAACCUUCAGAUUGAACGAAGUUACACACUCCUCGUAUUUUAUGGAAUUGUUUCAAGUUGACGAAGUUCAAUUGCAACAAGAUAUAAUAACUGCUAUGAAGGUAUCUCAAAACCAUGUGUACUGUGAGGAAUUACUGGCUCUGAGAAGAAGAGUAGCGAACGAUACAGGACAGUUUUCAGUACAGGAUUUCUCUUCUGAAAAGUAUUACGAAAACUGGAAAACUUAUGAAAUGAGUGAAAUAGCGGUCUUGCUAGAUAAAUUCAAUGACAAAGGGAAGUCUGCCGUUAAGUAUGAAAAUCUCCAAAAUAUCAUACCCAAGAACUCUAGAGAUAUGUUCACAGCACUUCUAGUCAAAAUUUUUAGAAAAGAGUCAGUGAACAGUAUUGAUUCUCUGGGACUAUCACAAACUGGGUUAUUUUUCCUUACAAAGGCCUCGAAAUAUUGGCGAGUUGACUAUCAUUCCACACUUGGCUCUUUGUCAUAUACUGCAGCAAACUUAAGCAUUCUUGAUGACGAGGAACUGAACCCAAAGCUUACAGAAAAUCUAUUUAGCUUUAUUAACACCAGAAUUCUUCGAUUCGAGGAUAAUUCGAAUGUAGCAGCCUGGAAUGAUAUAGAUCAAAGAAUGUGGCUGGUGAAUCUAUUUCAUACAUCAGAACAAUGCAUCAACUCUAUUAACAAUCUGUUGACAGCCAUAUACACCAGCACGAAACCAAAAUUUUCUCCUGUAUUAUCAUUCUACUAUACUUACGUCGAGACAGACCCCUCAAUGAUUUUAUUCAAAAAGCGUUCUGCUUACAGCAAUACCAGACCACUAAGGAGACUUCGUAAAACAAUAUUUGAAACAAGCGAGCGCUACUAUAUAUCCUUAUUGGAAGGAGUACCGAAAGAUAACACGAUUGAAAUACAGCAUAUUCAAAACGUUGCUGAACUAAUAAUUGAGCAAAUUAAAAGUAUACAAAAAAGGUAUAGCAAACCACUUUUAGAUAAUAUUAAUUUAUCAUUCGAAUGUGCUACAGUACUGAUCGAAGCAUUAGCGUCGGACGCACCGACUAUGAUCAAACGGGCUGAAAAAUACAAUGAAGCUAAAAGAGGCGAGGCUAUUCCACCGGUUGAUGCCUUAGAGGCCUAUUCGGUUUUCAAAGAGGUGCAUGAUAUAUAUUCACAGGUGAAACCUGGAGCAGCGUUCCCCUUUAAGUUGGAAAGCUUGUUCUCACGAUAUUUGAAUGACCUUUGUGGCGAGGUGUGUUCCAGGAUACCCAGAGUCAUUGAAUCAAGUAUUCAAAAUGAAAGCUGGUUGUCUGUUAAUUCGGAAACCAAUUUCAGCUCUUCCGUCGUGGAUAUAUUUAAGAUGAUAAACGAGUCGAUAGCAAUGUUUCGGAAGCUACAAUGGGAAGAUAAGUAUGAAAACGCUAAGGUAAUAACGCUUCUCUUAAAAGCAUUUUCAGACGGUAUUCAUACCUAUGCAACAAAUUCAUUAGCCAUCCUUGAAAAAGAUUUGUUACAUGAUUCCUCCGAAAUGAAUAUAAAUGGAGAAGAAAAUAAGGAAAAUGUCAACGAUGGUAGAUUUUCUUCCGAAAUAUUACGUAAUUGGUCGUUUACAGACAUGAAAAAUGCAUUUCGAUCAUCAUCCGUCGUCAUGGCACCAAAACCAUAUCAGUUUAAAAAACGCACAUGUGUUAUCUUGAAUAAUCUAGAGGCCAUGAUCCAAAAAAUAAAUGACUUGGACGAGCAACUAAAAGCUGAGCAAUUAUCCGAAGUGAUAGUUCAUAAUGAACGAAAAAUGCGAGGUAAAAAGGCAAGUUUCACUAAUUCAAAGCAAACAUUACAUCAAAUUUACACCGUACGUGUUAUUGGUGCGGAAAAUAUCAAAGGUUUUAGUAACGAUGGACUAUCAAACGCUUUUGUAUCACUGGUGGAUACAAAAAAACGGAGUGAAAUUGGUAAGACUAAAACGGUUGCCAAAUCGAUUAACCCUGUAUGGGAUGAAGAGUUUGAGAUAGAGAUCCCUGUUGAAAAAUCACGUUCGAUUGCUCUGACCGUAUGGCAUAGGCCACGAGGAAAAUUACAUCAACUAAGUAACUAUGAUAUUUGUGGUAACUGCUCUCUUUUGUUAGACCACAGAAAAUUCACAGAUGACGGGUUUCCUAACGAGGUUAUGCUAUUAUUAGGUACACAGGGAAGGCUACUUCUGGAAGUUUCACUCGAGAGUGAGAAAAUGGAUCCGUUAUUUUGCAUUGGCAGAGCUUACAGAACGCUAACAAGAACAAGAGAUAGGGCAAUAGAACUAGUUAUCAACAAAUUCGUAACUUUUAUCGACUAUGCUUUUUCCAGAGCAACAUUAAGAGCGGUUUGUGGUAAUUAUGGCACUACACCAGCCCCAAAGGAUGUUAUUUACGAUGCCAUUGUUCCUCUGUUCGACUAUCUAAAUUCUAAUCUGAGUGUCAUAGCUUCCACUUUGUCUCAAACAUUGCUUUUCAAAGUCAUGUUGAAAGGAUGGUCAUAUAUUUUAGGGGCCGCGGAUUCCUUACUUUUGCCACAACUUACCAUGGCCAAAUAUAAAAGGCUUUCCGGAACUAAAUCUCGUUGGGAGAAUGCUGUUUCGUCUGCACUUGGCAAUGCUUAUACAGUUUCCGGGUAUGGAAGAGCAUUGACUCAACUAGAAAUUGAGACAAUAUUCGUUUGGGUAAACGCACUAUGCAUCGAUUUUUUCCACAAUCACGGUGAAGGUCCUCCGCUGAGUGAUUUGAAAAAUAAACAUUACCAAACGAUUCUACUAAUACCUGCCUUUUUUGACAAAAGCAUCUCCGAGUUGAAAAGAGAGGUCGACACCUUGUCUCCAGAUUACGCAAAAUAUCUGAAUCAGGUAACCAUCACGAAUUCGAGCAGCAGAAAGUUCAGUGUGAAAUUGUCCACAUUGGCAAGAAACAAGACAAUUAUGGCCAAUGCUUCAAAAAAGAGGAGAUCAAAGAUUCGCCAACAAGUAGAAGAACUGGAAAGUGGUCAACUAGAAAGAAAUGCGGAAAUUUUGGACGUUCUUUUGAGAACCUUGAUUGCUAAAGGGGAGAUGGAUUACGUUCACAAGCACCUAACCACGAGAGAGAAGGUAAGAAAGAAAGUAGCCACAGAAAAAUUAGUCAAAGCCGCCGUAGACGGUCAAAAAAAUCACAGAACUCAUUAA